AUGGAAACUUCCUUACGCGAUCGGGUCGAUAGCUUGCUAACUGAAUACUCUCAAUUGACACGCCAAUUCUUCCAGUCUCUCACAGCUAUUGCUGAGAACACAUCAACCACAACCGAUCCUUUACAACAGGCACCCGAUCAACUCGUCAAACGCAUUACAGACGUCGACGCACGCCUUCAAUCGGCAUUAGAAGAAAUUGAACAACAUCAGGCACGCCAACAGCGCAUCAUUGCAGUACAGGACGAGAUCCAACAGCACCAAGCGGCACUACUUUCACUUGUGGAACGACUCAACGAAGCCCGUGAGACAUUGGAUAAAGAAUUGACACAAGCAUCGAAGGAACAAAAGUCGAUACAGUUUGCUGAUAAAACCAAUGUGGAUUUCAGUGACAUAUUAUCCUAUGCAUCCAAGCUAUCCAAGUAUACCUCAGCACCACCCGGGUUUGAUCAAAUGAGCAAUGAUUUCAAGGUCGACUUUGAAAAGCCAUAUCCUGAUGAGGAUCGAAUGCGAAGAGGUUUAUUAUACCGACAGUAUGCAGGAACGCACGUAUUACCCAACAUCACCGAUGAAACAGUCGAACACUUGUCUAUGGCAAGCUCGGAAGAUGAGGAAAGGAGGGGAUCAGCAGGAGCCGCUGAUGGUGCAUCGGGUAACAAGCCAGCAACGGAAGAGGCACAAGACAACUUUUGGAUCCUGGAUCUCAACCCUGAUCUCCCAUCUUGA
Molecule: messenger RNA, 723 nt
Organism: Lichtheimia ornata
Lineage: Eukaryota; Fungi; Mucoromycota; Mucoromycetes; Mucorales; Lichtheimiaceae
Exons: 4
Coding region: 1-723 (240 amino acids)
Biological process (GO): regulation of transcription by RNA polymerase II
Cellular component (GO): mediator complex; core mediator complex
Molecular function (GO): transcription coregulator activity
Source: RefSeq, a predicted model, not a curated record